GCCACCCGCUACGUACUCCCUGUAUCCCGCCCCAUCGCCACAACUCUUUUUGAUUAAGACUUCACUGUGAUCUCUUGCUUGGUGAAAGGGUGACAUCUGAAAGGAUUUAUAAUAUACUGUAAGCUUGAGACAUUAUAAACAAACAGGUUAUUGUACCCGAUUAAAUAAAAUUGAAUGAAACCAGAGGAAAACUCUUGAUCAAUAUAUUAAAGUUUCGAAAAAAGUAAAUAGAUAAAUAAAACACUGUAAGUGAUGUCACAGCUGCGGUUUCCACACACCGCCACAACAACGACAAAAACAACCAAGAUGUUGCCCAUUUCGCCCCUCCUCUUCAUCUUGUUCUUCCAAGCGGGAUUUUGCAACAUCUCCUCCAGUCAAGGUCCAAUUAACAAGGUGUCCGCCAUAUUAGGCAGUCGCACCCUCCUUCCCUGUGACGUCACUCCCCCCACACCUGAAGACUCGCCCAUCCUGGUGCUCUUCUACAGUGGCGCUACAGGUCUGCCUAUUUACAGUAUCGACUCCCGCACUGGUCCGCUAGUCCGGUCGAUUCACUGGUCUGAGAUGGGCAGUCGAGCGCACUUCGACCUGGUGUCCAGGCCUUCGGGGUUGGUGAUCGACAACCUGGGUACUGAGGACCAAGGCCACUACCGCUGCAGGGUCGACUUCAUGUCCUCCCCCACCAGGAAUUACCGCCUCUACCUGCUGGUGGUCGUUCCUCCACUACGUGUAAGCAUCCUGUCCAGGUCCGGUCAAGAGGUCAGCGGGGUCAUCGGACCAUAUCCUCUGGGAGGAACACUGACCCUUAACUGUCAGGUGACAGGAGGAUCACCUCGUCCGUGGGUCAGCUGGUGGCACGAUGGGUCAAAGCUAGACGACAUGGUGGAGGAAGUGAGGGGUCAAGUUACCAUCAACAUCCUGACCUUACCUAACCUGACUCGCCAACACCUGUACCGCGUCCUCACCUGCCGAGCCAACAACUCCAACCUCACCCCGCCCCUCGCUGCCACCGUCACCCUCGACCUCACCUUUCCCCCGCAGGAGGUGAUCAUCCUGGGUAAGGCGAGGCCGCUGAGGGAGGGAGGCAGCUACACCUUGUUGUGUGAGUCUCGCGGCGCCCGACCCCCUGCUGCUCUCACCUGGUGGCUUGACGACGUCCUCAUGACUCACACCCACCACCAGGUGGUGGGGGAGAGGCAGAUAAGCAAGUCAACACUCUACCUGGCUCCCAGCAGGAACAACAACGGCGCCGUCGUCUCCUGUAGGGCCCAGAACCCCCUCAUGACGGCGUCUCCUCUUCACGACUCCCGCAAGCUGGUCGUCUUCUACACGCCCCGCCUUCACCUGGAUCUCGGUCACAGCCUCAACCUAAGCAGCAUCAGGGAAGGGGAUGAUGUGUAUCUCGACUGCCACAUCCAAGCCAAUCCUGAAGUCUUCAAGGUCCAGUGGUUCCUUAAUGGUAUAGAGCUGCAACACGACAUAACAGCGGGAGUAAUACAGAGUAAUCAGAGCUUGGUGCUGCAGAAGGUGGGGCCAUACUCCUCUGGCCUGUAUACCUGUAGAGCUGUCAACAUAGAAGGUUCUGACACCUCUAAUGCCCUCCAUCUCAACGUGAAAUUUCCUCCCGUGUGUGCCGCUGGCCAGAAAUGGGUGUACGGCACAGGACGUCGGCAGGCGGUGAACGUGACCUGCCAAGUGGAAGCGCACCCCGAGGCCACCACUUUCCGCUGGGCUUUCAACACUUCCAAUCAGCUGGUGGAUCUUCCGCAACACCUGGUACACAACAGUCGUAGCCGCAGCCAGCUGAAGUACACACCGCAGAGUCACCAUGACUUCGGGUCACUCCUGUGCUGGGGCCGCAACACGGUAGAGCUUCAGCACCAGCCCUGCGUCUUCCAUGUGGUGCCUGCAGGUGUGCCGGAGGCCGUCACCAACUGCAGCGCCUGGCACAAUAUUAGUGCCGCAGGGGAGGUGUUGGUGUCCUGUCAAGAGGGCUGGAGUGGCGGUCUCUCCCAGACCUUUACACUCGAGGUUCGUCACGCCCCAGUCAAGGACCACUCCAAGACGCCCUCUGGUGCCCCCGGGGAGCUCCUGGCAUCAUUGAAGGAACAACCGAAGCCACAUUUUACCGUGACGGGUCUCGACCCGGGAACGGAGUACCACUUGGCUGUGGUGGCGUCGAAUGCCCAGGGCACCGCCCCGCCCACGUUUCUCGUUCACCUUACGCCCAUAGACGUAGCCGAGAAGAGGACUAGUGCUGCAGCGGCCGAGUCUUCUGCAUCAAGCUCCUUAGGGUCUAUCGUGGGUGUGGUAGUGGGCGUGGUGGCCUCCCUGUUGGCGUGCUCGGUGAUGCUGGUGGUGGUGGUGGUAAGUGCCCGCUCCGCCAACACCCAAAACAGCACAAGUCACACCAGGGCGCUGUACGACAAAGCCGCCCCACUACCUCAGGCUGGAGACGACGGUGGCCACCUCCUCCAGCAGCGACCUGAUGUUAUCCUCGUCAAGAGCGACAACCAUCCAGAUGGUGAAACACUGCAGCUGGUGAUCGGGACAGAUGGCGAGGUCCAGCAGCUGGUGACUGGAACAUUGAUUGGAACAGGAGGUAAAAUGCUGCAGUUGAUGACCGAGACAUUUGGUGAGGCACGACCACUGGUGACUGAGACAGGUGGCGAAGUCAUGCAUCUGGUGGCUGGGGCAGGCGGUGAGGCCCAGCAGCCGGUGAUUGAGACAGGUGGUGAGGCCCAGCAGCUGGUGACUGGGACAGGUGGUGAAUCAAAGGAGCUACCAACUGGGACAGAUGGGGAGCCCCGGUAACUGGUGAUUAGGGCAGGUGGUAAGGGCCAGCAGCUGGUGACUGGAACAGGUGGAAAGGGCCAGAAGCUGGUGAUUAGGGCAGGUGGUAAGGGCCAGCAGCUGGUGACUGGAACAGGUGGAAAGGGCCAGAAGCUGGUGAUUAGGGCAGGUGGUAAGGGCCAGCAGCUGGUGACUGGAACAGGUGGAAAGGGCCAGAAGCUGGUGAUUAGGACAGGUGGUAGGGGCAGCAGCUGGUGACACAUGGAGAGCCCAGCAGCUGGUGACAGGUGGAGGCCCAAAAG
Homarus americanus (American lobster) is the source of this 3092-nucleotide messenger RNA. Its product is annotated as synaptogenesis protein syg-2-like. The record is from RefSeq and is a predicted model, not a curated record. NCBI's taxonomy places the organism in Eukaryota, Metazoa, Arthropoda, Malacostraca, Decapoda, Nephropidae. Gene Ontology annotation, molecular function: protein binding. The transcript has 13 exons. Bases 253 to 2811 code for a protein of 852 amino acids.